GACACACUUACACGGUCACGUUGCACAGGUGUAAUGUGCACAAACGAGUCAGGUCACAUUCCUUUUCACACACGGAAGCUCGACGCAUUGCAAGGAGUUCAUAGCUGUCGCUGAGGGAUAACAUUCAGCUAUUCAGACUUAAUCCGCUCUUUGAGUUUUGUUUGUUGAAGCUGAUUCAUUGUGAUCGUGCGGGGACACAUCGGGUCACGGACAGGAGGGGGACCCAGCCCCCGGAGCCCUAAAGGCGGCGGAGCGGAGAUGUUUCUGGGGAACUUGUGAAAAUAUGAGCGCUCCUCACAGCCAUGUGGACGGUGUUAUUCUUUCUGAACCUGGGAGCUCUGCACUGUACAGUCUCCCGCUUUCCCCCCAGCCCAAUCAAUGUGACUUUCUCUUCAGUCAAUCUGUGGAAUGAGCUGCAAUGGUUCCCAGGAAGUGGCACACCGGAUGACACGCACUUUAAAGUGGAGUAUGCCAUCUACGGGGACAGUGUCGAGGGCAGCAAGGGCAGCAGAGAGAACUGGAGGGCGGUGCGCCGGUGUACCAAGAUAGUGCGGAGCCGGUGUGAUCUGAGCGAUGAGACGUGGGACCCGGAGGAGGGAUACUACGCCAGGGUCCGCGCCGUGAGCCGGAGAGCGGUCUCCGCGUGGGCCUUGACGCGCUGGAGAUUCGAUCCAAAGACGGACACUAGUUUUGGGCCUCCACUGGUCUCUGUGGAAAUAGAGGACAACAACGCCAUCAUCACUCUGAUGGGACCAAUGAGAUAUCAGCCUGAUAACCACUCCCCAGCGAUUUCCAUGGCAACACUAUACCCCCAGAUGACCUACAACCUCUCCAUUGAAAAUCGCGGCACCACACUCCACGUCCCAGUGGUCUCCAAUUCGUACACGUAUCGACUGAUGGAGUACAACACAGAGUACUGCUUCUCCGCCAAGUCCAGAUUCCAGUCCAUGCCCGCCAAAUGCCGGUCCUCAGCACGGCACUGCAUAACCACGCCUCAAGACCCUUUGAUUGGCCAGCUGCAGAUCGUGGUUGUGGGUAUUGUUAUUCCAUCGGUGUGCAUGUGUAUGCUGGCGGUGGUUGGCUACUUCCUCUAUCGCUACCUGAUGGGGAAAGGACAGAAGAGCCCAUAUAUACUGGAGGCGACUGCUUUUCAUCCGCCCGUUCUGACGUUUCCCCCUGAGAACCCCAAUCUCAUCGUCAUCACCAUCAUCAAGGAGGUUCACACGAAAACCGUCAAACCGGACCCCGGCCCACCGGGAUACGCCUCCCAGAGGCCCGAGGAGCCCUGGGAUGACCCGACUGUCGACUACGUGUUCGUUGGAGUUGCUCCCGAAACCGCUCCCGGAGGAGGAGGUGGGAAUAACCUGAGAGGGGAAGACCAGAGACCCGCCGCCGGACACAGGGACGAGAAAGAAGAAGAGUGCGUCGUCGAGAAGCGAGCAGAGAUGAGCACACCUACGCAAGAGAGGGCGUGGUUACUGGCGCAAACUCAGGCGUCGUUACUGGCAACCAUGCGAGAGGAGGAGGAGGAGGUGGAGGAGGAGAGACAGUUUCCAGGUUUGUUUAUAAGCACAACCCAACAAAGUGGCCUCUUCCGAAUGCCUUCAAAUCUACCGACGACGGAGAGGGAGAUGGAUGGAGGUGCAGAGAACAGAUGUGAAAAUGAGGAGAUGCCUCUUCUUUCAGCGUAUGCCAGUCAGCGCACCACAGACACGCCUCCCUCCCACUCGCACCCCUCAGAUUUCUUACCCGAUGACUACGGCGUUAUGAGAUUGGAGCACGGAACAGACGACGGUGAUCAUGAGGAGGAGGCAAAUAUUUGCAUUGAUUGGAAUCCCGAGACCGGGAAACUCGUGCUGCCGCAGAUGGACGGGUUGAUGCCGGGAGAGAAAGGGGGAAAGGAGGAAGAGGAAGAGGAGGAGGUCGUUGAGUUGAGGUUGGAAAAUGUGUUUGUCAGGCAAGGGUCCGAGGAAAAGGCAGAGGCCCAGAGAGAGAUGGAGGCAGGUGGAGGAACGGGGUGGGAGGCGGAUGACCUUUUGUCCAGAUGGAACUUGGUCAUCGCGAUGGACCAGUAGAUGAUAUUCAUCAAUAGAUUUACCCCAUUAUACCACAUUAUUAUUAUUUUAAAACUCUUAUUCUGCACUUAUAAAUGUACACUUCCAUUUUUUGAAAUUUUAUUUUGAAUAAAUUCAAAUUAAUAUAUGGAAAGCAAUAUUUAGUAAAAUAUUCUUAAGAGCACUUAGUUGGGUUACUUUAAUACUUUAAUGUGAAUGUUUCCGCUUUAAUGUCAUGACUUUAUCUGACAAACAAAUCACACUCAUCAAUGUCACACUGCGAUCGACUCUGAAGGAAAUUAUCUGCGUCUUGAGCAAACUGUAGCUCACUAAUCAAUUCAGUUAUUCGGGAUAACCGAGACAUCCAAAGUAUUUUUCCUCUUUCUUUUUUUUUGGAGACGGAUAAUCUGUAAUUUCGUGGCAAUACGAAAAAUGUGAAAAAAAGAUUACGACUUGAUGUAUGGGACCAAAGUUUAAUGAAGAUAAUCUGUGACCAUACAGGUCCAUAUUUACCUGAUAUUGUCUAGCGGUAGCAGUUGUGGGUAUUUUCAGGCUUCAGGCCCUGUUUCAGUCUCAGGAUCAUAACGUCAUUAUUUUCCCACUGUGUCCGUCUGUGAGUGCAGCAUUCCCUUUUAAUACAAAUCCAUCACUGCUGAAUAUGUUUUAUGAAGGAAAUACUAAUGAAAAAUACAGUAUCUAUCUUUGUGAUUUAAUGUGUUUAUAUAUGAAGUCAAAACUACAGCAUUUACUCUUUAUUCUUUUUCUACUCAGUGUAGAGAUUAUAAAAAUAAUGAAGCGGCCUAAAAAAAAGAAAAAAACAUUAUUUUCUAUCUUUUCUGUUUUUGUAGGAUACUUUUUCUUUUGUUUUGAGCCAAGGUGUUCAGAUGCUUGACAGGAUUUUUUUCCGUUAAUGCUGUCACAUCUAUAAGUUGCGCAACUGAUUCUUCUGUACAGCGUUAACACAAGUGUAAAAUAUGUAGGUGAUGAAAGCACAUUUCAUUAGCAUUUUUUUGUUUGUUAUUCAGAAAGAAAGCUACAUAAAUGAUUUAAUUAUGUAAUAAUGGAGGAAAACAUGAAGGUGUAUACCGAAACAUUAUAUGAAGGAAAUUUUGUCUUUGACUGUCUUCCCUCAGCAGUUCCUGACAUUGUGCUUUCUCAUUGUCUCAUUUGGGAACUUUUCGGAGAAUGAAAUACUGUAAAAUCUCUUCCUGUUUACUGGUAAUCUGCAUGAACCUAAAGCUCCAGUACGGGGAAUUUAUAAAACUCUACGGGUACUUUUAGGUUCAUGUACAACUCGGUGACGGGGUUGAUGCCGUUUAUGAAGAUGUAUCCAUUUUGAUCAAAUAGUUUUACCAUGGGGAAGAAGUUAAUAAUAUGUUUUUCAUAGUUUUGCAUGUUGCAAGCCAUACAUAUUGUAAAUUAUAAUAAAGUGAACUUGUUAA
This is a messenger RNA of Pseudoliparis swirei, 3496 nucleotides long. RefSeq names its product interleukin 20 receptor, alpha (gene il20ra). Gene Ontology annotation, molecular function: protein binding. Bases 303 to 2075 code for a protein of 590 amino acids. NCBI's taxonomy places the organism in Eukaryota, Metazoa, Chordata, Actinopteri, Perciformes, Liparidae. The transcript is spliced from 7 exons. The record is from RefSeq and is a predicted model, not a curated record.